AACAAUAAACUUUUUUGUUAUUAUGACAUGUAUUUUAUAUCUAGACGUAAAAUCUGACAGAUUACUACGGAGCCCCUAAAGGGACAUGGGGAAUUGCGCAGUAAUUUUCUCCUCUCAACACGACUGAGGUUUCCUGGAAUGUGAUUGGUUGUCAGGAGACUUGGUUUCUAAUCAAACUGAGCUCACGCGGGAGGAGGUGUAAGUUAACCUUUUAUCGACGCUAAACCGGGAAAUUUGAGGAAACCACGUCUUCAUAAAUUGAAACAGUUUCUUUUUGAUGUUUAUAUCAAGAAAGUCACGAAGAGGACGAAAUAUGACGUAUUUUGAGUUGCUGGUUGUUAUUGCUUCAUUUUCAUCCAACGUCGUCUCCCGCUGGGAUGGGAAGUGCUGCUCCAGGCAGGAACAAGGUAACUUAUUAGAGUUUCCCCGCCUAAGGACCCUGUCACCCUCAACCUGUGAUGACACCCGCAGAUGGCUGACGACCACAGCAGCUUCUUCUGCAGCAGCAUCCGGGGAAUGCCAGUUGCCGGUGGAACAUUGCGUGCCGCAACAAGAAGCAGAGAUGCGAUUGACAGAAGACUGCAGAUUGCCUGCACGUUGACGGAAAUAAAAAGACAACCAACACGAAGAGCUGAACACGACCUAUUGAAAAAUAAGACAUUAUGAUUGGUGGAUUUCCCCUGUCAUGCAAACAUGAAAGCGGUCCAACAUGGCUGUUUUUCUUUCUGUUCCAUUUCUGUCUUAUUGCUCAUGAGCCACACACGACCCACUGCGUUUUAAAUCUUCUGGUGAAAAGCUGAAUUAGACACCAAAACGCCUUUCCAGUAGCUCACGUGCACGACUGAAAACAUGGAGGUAUAAGCCCCCACUGACAGAAGAAACCCCCCCGCAUAAAAAGUGUGCGCUCAAAAUGGAUAGCGCAGCCUCCCCUCCUUUGUGCGUAAACGAUGCGGGGCCAGGACAGGAACACUUUGCUACCUUUAUCUGAGAAAACCCGGCCGGUGAAUGCUCAGUAGGGGAGGAGAGAAGGAUAAAACCUGAAGAAGAAGAAAAAAACGCCAGCAUCAAGUGAGGGUCGCUUUCCAAAGCAGCGGUCUGCCGAGGAGGAGCGCAGCGUCGCCACCUGGUUAAAUUCUGAGGCCGAGGAAGAGGAGAGGGAAAAGAUGGACAUCACCGACCAAGGAGCCCAAAUGGAGCCGCUCUUACCCACGGAACAAAGUUCUCAAGAAAGUAAAGAUGUGAGGACUGAUGAGGAGGCGGUGUUGGACCGCGGGGGAACACGUUCUAUGCUCAACACCAAUUUUGAGAAGGAAGAACUUGAAGGUCACCGCACUCUCUACAUUGGAGUCCAUGUCCCCUUGGGUCGGAGGUCACACCGUCGACACCGUCACCAUGGACACAGACACAGGAAGAGGUCCAAGGAGAGGGACUCCACAGGGGAAGACGGUCGGGAAUCCCCCUCAUAUAACACCCCAGCUCAGAGGGUGCAGUUCCUUCUGGGCACAGAGGAUGGCGACGAAGAGCACAUCCCACACGCCCUGUUCACUGAGAUGGACGAAAUCUGCCUCAGGGAGGGAGAGGACGCCGAAUGGAAAGAGACGGCUAGGUGGCUGAAAUUUGAAGAGGAUGUUGAAGACGGCGGCGAACGGUGGAGUAAGCCCUACGUGGCCACCCUGUCUCUGCACAGCCUGUUUGAGCUGCGGAGCUGCAUCAUGAAUGGCAUCGUGAUGCUGGACAUGAGGGCCAACUCACUGGAGGAGAUUGCAGAUAUGGUUUUGGAUCAGCAUGAGGGGUCCGGCUCUCUGGGUCCGGAUGCCCGGAAGAGGAUCCGCGAGGCUCUGCUCAAGCAGCACCAUCACCAAAAUCACAAGAAGCUGGCCAACCGCAUCCCCAUCGUACGCUCCUUCGCUGACAUUGGAAAGAAGCAGUCCGAGCCUCAUUCCAUGGACAAGAACGGCCAAACGGUCUCACCGCAGUCCCAGCCGUCCAACAACGAGGCCAAACAGGACGUCAGCCGAGAAAACAGCGCUGUGGACUUCAGUAAGAUUGACCUCCAUUUUAUGAAGAAGAUCCCUCCUGGAGCGGAGGCGUCCAAUGUGCUGGUUGGGGAGCUGGAGUUCCUGGACCGCCCUGUGGUGGCCUUUGUCCGCUUGUCUCCUGCUGUGCUGCUCAACGGCCUUACCGAAGUUCCCAUCACCACCAGGUUCUUGUUCAUCCUCCUGGGGCCUCUGGGUAAAGGUCCUCAGUAUCACGAAAUUGGGCGAUCUAUUGCUACCCUGAUGACUGAUGAGAUUUUCCAUGAUGUCGCCUAUAAGGCCAAAGACAGGAGUGACCUGGUGGCAGGCAUCGACGAGUUUUUGGAUCAAGUGACUGUGUUGCCCCCCGGCGAGUGGGACCCCUCCAUCAGAAUAGAGCCGCCGAAGAAUGUUCCCUCUCAGGAAAAGCGAAAGAUCCCCCCAGUUCCCAACGGAGUGACGGAUCUUGGAGAGUCUGAGGAGCACGGAGGACAUGGUGGCCCUGAGCUCCAGCGCACGGGGAGGAUAUUUGGUGGGAUGAUCUUGGACAUCAAGCGAAAAGCCCCUCACUACCUUUCAGACUACACAGACGCCAUCAGCCUCCAGUGUCUGGCCUCCUUCCUCUUCCUGUACUGCGCCUGCAUGUCACCUGUUAUCACCUUCGGAGGACUCCUGGGCGAGGCCACAGAGGGCCGCGUGAGUGCCAUCGAGUCUCUGUUUGGGGCGUCAAUGACUGGGAUAGCCUACUCUCUGUUUGCCGGUCAGCCCCUCACCAUCCUGGGCAGCACUGGGCCGGUUCUUGUCUUUGAGAAGAUCCUUUUCAAGUUUUGCAAGGAAUAUGGCCUCUCCUACCUCUCCCUGAGGACCUGCAUUGGGCUGUGGACGGCCUUCUUCUGCCUGCUGCUGGUGGCCACAGAUGCCAGCUCGCUUGUCUGUUACAUCACCCGCUUCACCGAAGAGGCUUUCGCCGCACUAAUCUGCAUCAUCUUCAUCUACGAGGCCCUGGAGAAGCUGCUUCACCUAGGGGUGCACUAUCCGGUCAACAAACACAACGACCUGCAGAAGCUCACCCAGUACUGGUGUAGCUGUGUUGAGCCAAGGGACCCGAGUAAUGAGACCCUGCGACUUUGGGAUGAGAGGAACAUCACAGUGUCCCAGGUCAACUGGACCUCACUGGAGGUCAAGGAGUGUGAGAUGUUACAUGGGGAGUUUCAGGGGCCCGCCUGUGGCCACCAUGGCCCGUACAUCCCAGACGUCCUCUUCUGGUGCGUGGUGCUCUUCUUCACCACAGUCUUCAUGUCGGCCUUCCUGAAGGAAUUCAAGUUCAGCCGCUACUUCCCCACCAAGGUGAGGGCUGUCAUCAGCGACUUUGCAGUCUUUAUCACUAUCCUCACUAUGGUCCUUGUUGAUUAUGCCAUAGGAAUCCCAUCGCCUAAAUUACAAGUCCCCAGCAAGUUCAAACCAACUAGAGACGAUCGGGGCUGGGUUAUAAACCCGGUUGGACCCAACCCGUGGUGGACCACCAUUGUCUCCUUUAUACCCGCUGUGCUCUGCACCAUCCUCAUCUUCAUGGACCAGCAGAUCACAGCGGUUAUUAUCAACAGGAAGGAGCACAAGCUGAAGAAAGGCUGCGGCUACCACCUGGACCUGUUCGUGGUGGGGGUGAUGCUGGGCGUGUGCUCGGUGAUGGGCCUGCCGUGGUUCGUGGCGGCCACCGUGCUCUCCAUCUCCCACGUGAACAGCCUGAAGCUGGAGUCGGAGUGCUCGGCUCCUGGAGAGCAGCCCAAGUUCCUGGGCAUCCGCGAGCAGCGCUUCACCGGCCUCAUGAUCUUCACCCUCAUGGGCUGCUCCGUCUUCAUGACCUCCGUGCUGAAAUUCAUCCCUAUGCCGGUCCUCUACGGCGUCUUUCUGUACAUGGGAGCAUCUUCCCUCAGAGGCAUUCAGUUCUUCGAUCGGUUGAAGUUGUUCGGCAUGCCAGCCAAACAUCAGCCUGACUUCAUCUACCUUCGACAUGUGCCGCUGAGGAAGGUCCACCUCUUCACCAUCAUCCAGCUCAGCUGCUUAGUCCUGCUGUGGGUCAUCAAGACCUCCAGGGCGGCCAUCGUUUUCCCCAUGAUGGUCUUGGCGCUGGUAUUUAUUCGUAAGUUGCUGGAUUUCAUCUUCACCAAGAGAGAACUGAGCUGGCUGGAUGAUCUGAUGCCGGAGUGGAAGAAGAAGAAGCUGGAGGAUGCAGCAGAAGAGGAGGAACACAGUAUUAUCGCAGAGGAGGAAGGGAUUGUGCAAGUCCCACUCGAGGGGCACUACAGGAGUGACCCAGCCACGGUGAACAUCACCGACGAAAUGUCUAAGGGUUCUUUCGGGAACGUGUGGAAGGGUGUCAGUCCUGCUGAGAGCACGAAAAAGGAACUGGGAUCGAAAAGCUCCCCUUCCUAACCUCUCAGAAGCCGAUACCCCAAAGUUACCCCAGAAGCAGUGAAAAGCGACACAAGCGGAGGAGGCAUGACAAGAGCUUGGACAGGGAGACGAGUUUGUGAUGACAUGCUGGUGACGCCACUGUGCUGUCGAUCAGUAAAUACAAAUAAAAGAAAGAAAAAAGACGAAACAAAGCAAAUAUACCGUGCCACACUCAACCACCUAUGUACUGUGCUACACUGUGUUUUUAGUCAUGUAAGUCUGUGUGCAAGUUCAGAAGAAAGAAGUAUUUGUUGGAAACCAUAAGCAACAUAAGAAAACUCACCGAGUUAGCCACCAAGUUAGGCAAACAGAAGGAAAAAACAACUCUGGACUUAAUUUCAUCCGCAUUCAGACCAGCAAUAGGUACGGGAAUGAUCAAUCAGGGAACAGCUAGCAUGUUGCAGAGAGUGUAUAUGUGGCAUUACUAGUAGAAUGACAGUAUCUGUUGAAGCUAAGCUGUCAAGCACUUUAACAUUCUAUCAGCUGUGGAAGGAGGCUUUGGUAACUGUAAGACAUUGCUCCACUAUUGCUUGCUCUUCUUAUUCCCCUCAGUAGCUGCCUUUUCAUCACAAGUUUGUGCAAACCUUUCCGCUAAACGUCGAAAAACCCAAUUUUGCUAUUGCGGCGUUUCCAUUAAAUAAUAAAAGCAAUUGAAAUCGCACAGGAAUAAGUUCGCUCAUUACAAAACAUGCUGCGCCGUCAUCCUCCUACCACUUCCUGUUGUUUUCUUCAUCUAAUAGCAUCUGGUUGUUGAUCACAUGACUCAUGUGAUGCUCCUGCAGUUUUACCACCUCAUCCUGAUGCAAAACUUUAUUGAAAAACGUGGUUUCUUUUUUAAGUCACGUUUUUUUGGCAAAUUAUUUUUCCUAAUUCCAAUUAGCGCAACUAUAUGGUCAAUGGAAACGCAGCUACUGUUUCAAAUACAUUUAUUGCUACUUUGGCUUUGAAUGACACCCAGAAGAAAUCUUUUGUAUUUGAUUGGUAAUUGCAAACAACCUGGAUACUUUUGGGAAUGACAUCAAAUCAAAAUAUAACAAUUGCUUGAAAAUCAGUAGGAUUUGCUACGUUAGUUGUCAAAUGAUCCAAAUAAAUAGAGAAAUAGGAACUAAUCACAGUGUAUUUUUCUGCAUUUUGUACUUUCAAGCUCUAAAUGAGGCUGUACAGCACUGUUAGUGUGAAAGAUUUUGUCACAAAUGCAAAAAAACCUACUUUUUCUACCACAACUUUCACCAAGUUUUAUACGCAACCUUCUGAUACAGUUUUCCAGAUAAAACGUUUCAAAACUAUAGUACGUCAUGGAACUGCAACCAGUGGUUACGGAUGUUUUUUUUUUUUUUACAAAGUCCUUUUGUGAUAAUCUGUUAAAAUUGCUGACGUGGUUCUAGCUAUGAAACAUUUAAAACCUCUGUUCUGCCAAUCGAAUCCUUCCUACUCCACAUGCGGAUCAAAUUACAUCCAAAUCGGACCUUUCCCGUCUUGGUGCCUAACUCGGUGCGGACCAUUAAGUGUAACGGUGAUACAGUACCAGCAACAGAGUGAAGCCAGAAUUAUGACUCCAACAGUAUCUUGGUCUAUAGGCCAAUUCCUGACAGAUUUUAAAUGAUUUUUAACAUUUACUUUCUUCGUAUUUUGUAUGGGUUUUUUUAAUAUUUUUUCCAAAAAAAACAAAACAACUGCAAGUUGUCUCUUUAAAACACCUGCCACAGCGAGUGCAAAUGGAUUUCAUGUGAAGCAAUGAAUGCUGCAGCAGAAUUUCGCACCUUAGAAUAGUGACUGGUUAGAUGUCUGCCAGGUCUACUUCAACUCACACGAACCUAAGAGCGCUGGCUAUGUAACUUUCUGAAAGUAAACAUUUUCUAUAUGCUAUAAUGUAAAUCUAAAUGUCUAUGUGUCAGUGGCUGUGUUCACCUUUGAUGUUGCACAUAUAAAUGUUUCUCCUCCAGUCAAGCGUUUCCUCGGUUUACCUCCUGAGAAAUUUCCAUUUUAGCCUUCUUACUAAGAAUGAACUGAGAAGAUUGAUUCCUCUGAUUGGUCAAUUCCCCCUUCACCAAUUCAUACCUACAUGUUACUUCAAACACAUUUUGUAGCCAAGUAUUUAUUUAUUUUGUCAAAUUAUAGAAAUUAACAAUUCAAUAAAUGCUCAAUCUUAUGUACGACUUAAUUUAGUAAUUUAAAAAUCUUUUUUAUGGUAUCCUAUUCUUGAUUCUUUCUUUAGAUGACUUUUAUGAUCCUAAAAACCUGAUAACUCAAAAUAACGUUGUGCUGAUAGACUUAAAAUUAUUUUUUUUCUCAUAUGUAACAGACUGUAAAUCACAGAUAUUGUCUUUAAAUUGUCAAAGUUGAUGUAAUCUUCCUAAUGAUGGCUCAGUUUAAGAGUAGCUAAUAUGUCCAAAAGGUAUGAAUUGACGAAGGGGGAAAAAAAUGAAAUUUAAAAAAACCUCCCCUCAUGUCAUUGCAAAAACCUGAAGCUAAAGCUAAACUUACUGGGAGGUUGACUUGAUUGACAAAGACUGAAAAUGUGGAAACUGUUUAUCUGGUCUGACUCGAGUGUAACACCUAAUGCUGAUAUGUACUUUAUAUCGUUUCUGAUUUAUUCCACAGAUUUUAUAUUUCAACAAAACAAGCAUCCAAAUCAGUCUUUGCUAGCACUAGCAUUUCGUUUACUGACGAAAUGUAAGAACCAUAUCAGUCUUUCAGAUUACUCUUCAAAAUCAAGAAAGUCAAAUCUCUUGUUUCCCUGCUGCGGCUGGCGCAAAACAUUUCCAUUUCAUAUCGGAAAAUGUUUGGUAAGAAAUGUUCAAAACUACAACACGGCAGAAUUAACAUAAAGCUAAAGCUAGUGGCAGGUUGGCUAGGAAGGCUAGGCUAAUCACAAAGAUUGUAAAUGAUCCAGAUGAAGCGAAGAAGCACUUUAUACCUUGUUUCACUCCAGAAACGUCAUACAAUGUACUUUGUGCAAAACUGGUAUUAAAUUGGUCCUUGCAAGUAUUAGCACACAUUUAUUCAAGAAAUACAAGAGUCUGUGUGAAUGGUCUCAUGGAAAACUGUUCCUUUUCGUACCCCCCAAAAAAACAGGUACGAAAUGUUCAAAACUAUUGGGGACGAAAUGGUGAGCAAGUGCUGGUAACUGUCUCAUGUCAUUAAACACAAAGCUAAAGUUAUACGUUUUGCUUGCUUAAACUCAAAAAUUGUUAAUAGUGAAACCCUUUUGUCUUUUCUCGAAAGUAGUUGCGGUGCUACAAAAAAGUAUUUGACCAUUACAGAUGUAGUCUCAGUUUUUUGUCAAUCUUUAAUGUAGAAUUUUAAUAGGAAUUACAUUUAAUAAGCGAAAAAGUUAUCCAAACAAACCCUGGCCUUGAAAAAGUCAUUUUUCUUCCCUUCUGAAAUCAUACAAUAACUCUGAUUCUGUUUUUCUGGAAAUUCGAGUUCAGUUUCUCAAGCCACACCCAUCAGGUUAGAUGAUGCUAAGUGUGACAAAAAGUAAAAAUAGAAGAGAUGUGAAAGUGGAAAACUACUUUUUCAUAGCACUGUAAAAUGCCUAAAGCUGACAAGCACUUUACGUCUUCUUUGUUUCAUUUCCGAAAGCUUGUACAAUGUAAUUUGUAAAAAAGAAAAAAAAAAAGAAGAAAA
Molecule: messenger RNA, 8099 nt
Organism: Gambusia affinis (western mosquitofish)
Lineage: Eukaryota; Metazoa; Chordata; Actinopteri; Cyprinodontiformes; Poeciliidae
Product: sodium-driven chloride bicarbonate exchanger-like
Exons: 30
Coding region: 1164-4448 (1094 amino acids)
Biological process (GO): regulation of intracellular pH; monoatomic anion transport; transmembrane transport
Cellular component (GO): plasma membrane; basolateral plasma membrane
Molecular function (GO): solute:inorganic anion antiporter activity; monoatomic anion transmembrane transporter activity; sodium:bicarbonate symporter activity
Source: RefSeq, a predicted model, not a curated record